This is a messenger RNA of Suillus discolor, 1713 nucleotides long. Its product is annotated as amino acid permease-domain-containing protein. Bases 1 to 1713 code for a protein of 570 amino acids. NCBI's taxonomy places the organism in Eukaryota, Fungi, Basidiomycota, Agaricomycetes, Boletales, Suillaceae. The record is from RefSeq and is a predicted model, not a curated record. The transcript is spliced from 9 exons. Gene Ontology annotation, cellular component: membrane. Gene Ontology annotation, biological process: amino acid transmembrane transport. Gene Ontology annotation, molecular function: amino acid transmembrane transporter activity.
AUGACUCGUUCAGCAUCUCGCUCUUCCUCGCGGACCAAGCCUGAGCCCUCAGUACACGAACAGCAUGUCAAUAUAGAUGAUGCGGAAGCACCAUUCCCUCAGCCAGCGCGCAGAGGUCUACAUCGUGGCCUGUCUGCACGUCAAGUGCAAAUGAUCGCAAUUGGCGGUACCAUUGGAACGGGGCUUUUUCUCGGAACCGGAAAAUCCCUUGCCCAAGGUGGCCCUGCGAGCAUGCUGAUUUGCUAUGGUAUAGUGGGAUUCAUCGUAUAUGUGACGCUGUUGCUCCUAGGGGAGAUGGCCACACAGUAUCCGGUAGCCGGGUCGUUUAACGCCUAUGCAAUACGCUUUUUUUCGCCAUCUUAUGGUUUCGCGUUGUCGUGGAACUAUUGGUUCAAUGAUGCAGUGUCUGUUGCCUCUGAUCUUACUGCUGCCCAGCUGGUGUUACAAUUCUGGACGCCGGCAUAUCCUUGGCUGGUUAGCCUGCUCUUUUGGGUGUUCCUUGUAUCACUCAACUCCUUCCACGUCAAAGCUUACGGAGAAUUGGAGUAUUGGCUUUCAUUCCUGAAGGUCGUCACCAUCGUGAUCUUCAUUAUUCUUGGCAUCCUUGUCAAUGUCGGCGUCAAUCAGUCGCAUACCUACAUUGGAGCACACAAUUGGCACAUUCCUGGCGCUCCGUUCGUUGGUGGCUUCGGUGGUUUCGCCAAUGUUUUCGUGACAGCUAGUUUCGCAUACGGUGGAACAGAAAGUCUAGGUAUCACCGCAGGAGAGACGGAGAACCCUUCGAAAAACAUGCCAAAGGUUGUUAAGUUCGUAUUUUGGAGAAUUCUGUUGUUUUAUAUCCUGAGCAUCCUGCUCAUCGGUCUGAAUGUGCCAUGGGAUUACCCGAAUCUGUCGAAUAAGACAACCACUACAUCCCCUUUUACGAUUGUAUUUACUCUAGCUGGUUCAAAUGUAGCCGGUUCAUUUAUGAAUACCGUCAUUCUUACCUCUGUAUUAUCUGCCGGUAACCACGCUCUUUUCGCGGGGACAAGAGUUCUGUAUGGUCUAUCUGUUGUUAGCCCCACCCCCCACGCACCUCGUAUAUUUUCUCGAACCACUCGGGCAGGUGUUCCCCUGUACGCACUGCUUGCGACCAGUAGCAUUAGCGUGCUAUGUUUAGGCAGCAGUUUUAUUGGCAGUGGCCAAUUGUGGGGAUGGUUACAAAACAUUGUUGGGGUCUCAAACCAGAUUGCCUGGUUAUCAAUUGGAUUGGCUAGUUGGAGGUUCAGGAAAGCCUGGAUCAGACAAGGUCGAUCUUUAGACGAAAUGAAAUUCCGAGCAUCGUGGACCUGGCCAUGGGGUCCUUACUUUGUUGUACUCCAGGGAUGGUCCUCUAUAUUCCCCACAUUCUCGGCAGUAAAUUUUGUCUCCUUUUACAUCGAGAUACCCGUCAUGAUUGUCAUGGGCCUCGGCUGGGUCCUUUUCAAGAACGCCGUCAUAGACUCUACACCAGCUUCAGGUAACGCCGAUCCCCCUAGUGAGACGACCUCUCUGAUACGCCGUGACACUGGAACCCGAGAAGUUCGUUACAAGUGGAAGUCUGACAUUGUGGACAUUGAUACGGUCGAUCUCUAUACUGAUGAGUAUACGGACGAACCAUUAGAUGAAGUGAAGGAUAAACCAAGGGGAAAGAGGUUCAGCUUUUUUUGGAGGUUGUAUGAUAUGGUGGCUUAG